UUUAUGAUUGACUCUAAAAUACAUGAGGACAGAUUAUUUCAUUUUUAUACGUUAAUUUGCGUUAGCCCGGGCACAUAAUCGGCAUGAUUCUAACGGUUCUGGGGCAGCGGAGUGACUUAAGAGCAGAGAGAAACCUGAGAGAAGAGGCAAGGGGUUAGAGACAAAAUGAACAGGAAACACACACAUCAGAUUAACGAGAUGUUACAAUGAAAACGUAAGUCUGAGGGAGCUGGUUUUAAUAGUUCAUAUCAUGGCCAGUUGUUUGUGGGUUUUGUUCCCUUGUUUUCAUUAUGUUCAUUCAUACAAAAACUUACGAAUUGAAACAAUCCAAGAGUUGGUCAAGGAUGAGAACAUUAGAAUUCAUUUUAGUAAAAGAGAGCGAAACUCCCAAAAGGCCAUUAGACUAUAUAAGAUAUUCUACAUAAGGUAAAGUCGUUAUUGUGCCUCAGUUUUUAGAAAGUCAAAGUAUUUGUUGAAGUUUAAAAACCAUUUGUUCAGAUUUGACCUCUUUUAAAAAAUACAAUUUUGUUUCGCAAAUCAUGAAGUUAUUCUGUCAAGAACAACAAGUGAGACAAACUCACAUCCAGCUGCCAACAGCUGCUGCAGAGCUAUUGAGAACAAGGUGUUGAAAACAGAACCGACAUGAGCUUCUGAUGGUCUGAGUAUCAUGGGAUGCUUUAUUUCUUUCAGAUAUUGUUGUCAAAGCCUUAAAUCAAUCAUCAUGUAUUGCUAAUAAAAUCAAAAUUGAAAUCCAUAUUUGUUUUUUUGGUGAAAUGAAUUUCAUAAUUCACUUUAAAGUCCUGCAAUACACCAGUUUCAAUAAUACAAUUUCAAAAGUGCUAGUGAAAGAUUUGGAUGGUUAUCGUAAUGGAGUUUACACAAAUGAAGUGAGAGCGAGAUAAUCUAAAAUUCAUCUAAAUGAAUAUUUGGAUCUGAUGCAGCUGUUUUUUUUUACUUUUAAAGUUUCGGUAUUUAAAUAUCCGUCAUUUGAAGCCACAGACAUGCAGAGAAACAUGGAGCCUCAAGAAGAAAUGAGCUAUUUAGGAAGUGAAACCUGAGACAUGCAAAAAUAACCGAUGGCAGUGGUAAGAGGAAACACAUCUGCUGGCAUGUUUUACAUAACAAAUAAAAAAAACUAAAUCAAAAAGUUGACAACUUGGAAAAAUACAGUGUUUAGUUUUACUCCUUUUAAAUUAAGUUUGACCAUUACAAUUUCUUAUUGUAUUAAAGUUUAAAUAUAGCAUAACGGGAAUAUCGCAUCAAACCUGCCUUACAAAAUAACAGAUGUGAGUACUAUUAACCAUUAUUUUACAUUGCCAUAGAAGAGCCAUGUUGGUAGAAACCGUAGAAAAGAGGAAGUCACAAACCGCAACAUCUGAAAAAUAAUCUGUAAGAGGAAGGAGACAGAUGGAGGACAAAAACUGCAGGAACACUUUACUAAAACACAUUAAUCAAACCAGCAGUUCCACCGUGAUCUUAUUAAAUAAUGUGUGUAGUCAACAAGUAAACUCUAACCAAAAGGUUUGACAUUUCUAAAAUGUCAUCAUCCUACUGAGUUAUAUGUGACGUAGUGUCUUUUUAGUAGUUGUUUCUGACAUUUCUUUAAAAAGGCUCCACUCUUUGAAUAUUUCAAACAUACGGGUCAUAUUUUUAUAUAUUAAGGGAAAGCCACUUUCAUUGAAAAGGAGUUCUGUAAAGAGUAUUCUGCAGCGCAUUUUAAGUGCAUUUUAAUGUUCAUUUGUUAGUAAUCAGAUCAUUUUUAUGCUGGGAUUAGCAAACAACAUACAACGAUAGCCAUUGCUUUUAUAGGCAUGUGGUCCACAAUCCUAUUAAUUCUAGAUGUAUUUCCCUCUUCACAAUUCCAUCUGUUAUAAUCUGUUUUUACAUUUUGUUUGUUGGUAAUGGAUACAAAGCUUUAUCCACACAGUCAUUUACUCAACUUGCCCCACUUGACAGAAUGAAGAAUCAAACAAAUCUUCACAACAGACAAAGCACAGCGGUCAAUAACAUUUCCUCUCAAAUGUGAUGCAUGUUCUACCAACCCAUGGCUAUUGGUUUCCUGUUUCAAAAUAAAUACACAUUUAAGUGAAAUAGAUAUUUUAUUAUGACCAGCAUUGACCAGUUGACCAACCAGGCAAUGACCUGCAUUAAAUCACAAUUAUUGUUCUUUAUGACUUUUGGAUGCAUUUUUAUCUUGUUGGUUAUAAAAACAGCUUUAUUAAAAAUAGAAAUAAUUUUUUUCCAUAAUUUUCCAUAUGAAAUUCUGCAUAUAUACGGCAUUAAGCUUAUCUUGCUGUUCUGGACCAAAGCUGCAGAGAUAAUCCAUAUGGGACUUCAUCUCUGCUCUCUGGCGUACGCAGCUCACUGCUGGUUACGGUUUACGCACAGCCACAGGCUCGCAGAGGAAAACAAGGAACUGGAUCAUAUAGCAACACGUCAUCUUUAUAAAAAGAAAUUCAAUAACACAAGUAGCCAGAAUCGUGACGACAGCCGUCAUCAUGAGUAAUAAACAGGCCUGCAUCUUUCUCAGGGGCGGAACAAGAAGACGCUCAAGAGAGCUGACAAAGGAGGAGAUUGGAGAGUUACGUGAAGCUUUUGUAGAGUUUGAUAAGGAUAAGGACGGUUUCAUAACCUGUAAGGACUUGGGGAACCUGAUGAGGACCAUGGGCUACAUGCCCACUGAAAUGGAGCUCAUACAACUCAGUCAGAAUAUCAACAUGAAUUUGGGGGGACGGGUGGACUUUGAGGAUUUUGUGGAUCUAAUGAGCCCCAAGCUCUUGGCUGAAACUGCAGGGAUGAUUGGCGUGAAGGAACUUAAAGACGCAUUUCGAGAGUUUGAUUUAGACGGUGACGGUGCUAUCACAUCUGAUGAACUAAGACGCGCCAUUAUAAAGCUACUUGGAGAACAAACUAGUAAAAGCGAAAUUGAUCAAGUUGUCAGGGAAGCAGAUAACAACGGAGACGGAAAAGUUGACUUUGAGGAGUUUGUGAAGAUGAUGUCGCAGAAAUAAGGACAACACAAGGAGUGUUUGGCUGUGAAUGGAGUGGAUUCCUUUCCAUUUAAUUACACUGAUGUCAGCCUACUUCUUAUGAACUGUUUGACUCUAUUUUCCCUGUUGUUUAAGUGGCACCCGCCUCAUACACAAUCACGUGGACCUUUUAAAAUUAAAACUUAGUAUAGACGCUCAGUUGGUUGCAAUCUGCAACUUCACAACUGAACACCAACAAAUCACCACACUGGCCCUUUUAGUUGGCGCCCAGAACUGUCCCACAGAGCCGUAAGUAUACACAUAAUAUUCAACGGUUCAAUAAUUAAGAACAUUAUCAAAGGUCUGCAUUAUCCAAGCCAAGUAGGAUGCCUUAGUCUCAACAAAUCAACAAAAGAGUUUCAAUAAGUGUCCCUGUGUUGUGGUACCUUGGAGUAGACAACAGUGUGUGAGCAGUGUGGGACAAUUAAAACAACUAUAUAAUAAUUUCCCAAGCAUGGUCAGUCGAUUUUUUUUCAAGGACUGCCGUUCCUUCGUGCUGUUCUGAAUCAGCACUGACCUCCUGAAAUGCCUCUAGUGCGGCAGGAGCCUUCACCCUGGGACGAAGUGCAGUGACACCUGGAGAACAUGAGCUCAGCGUGGAGGAUAAGUGUCCUCUGCUGCCACUUCUUCCCCUUCCCCUGCUUCUGUCUCACUAGAGUGUAAAAGCAGCCCUCCCUCUGCUUGAAGGUUCUAUAACAACCUGCAGAAUGGGACGUGGUACAUUUAAGUACAAUUUUGCUGGUAUUUCUAUUUUUUUGUACUUUGUACCUCUAUCCAACUGCGUUUUAGAAGCCAAUGUUGUAAUCUUUACUCAACUGUAUUUACUUGACCCAUGUCACUAGAAUAAAGUGUUGAACAAAUGUUACAUUGAAUCAAAGUACAUACAACUACAUAUGAAGAAUUAGAGGAAUAAUCUGUUACUAUGUGGUGGAUUAGUUCAGUCGUUGUAAUCCCUAACAUGGAUGAACAGAUGGCAGAUAAGACAAAAUCACCACUCUAAUUCUCAUCUACUGACUGAAAAAAGUAACUCUCCUUCAAACAGAUAAAAAGAGCUUAAUGAACCAGAAUGUGUUUUUAGAAUGAUAUUUGACAUAUUUAAAGCUAUCUAUGUUUUUUUUAUCCCCUGAACAAUUGAACGGGUAAUUUUCUUGCCAGUCAAUGUCGUAAUUUGAUUUUAUCAUAUCUGUUAACAAGCCAAAUAGCCUUGAUUUAUUGUUUAAUAUAAAAACAAUAUUCUUGGAUAUUAAUUAUUAGCUAAAGAUAAAUUUGUCCCAUACAAAUGUAUUGUAUAAUUUGUGGCCACUACAAAGCAACCAGCCCUGAUGUAUAUGUAGUGUAUCACACACACACACUUACAUACACACACAUGUAUUACUAUAUUACCCUUUUAUUCCACUGAGCCAAUACAAAUGUAUCUGUUGUUUAUUUGAUUUUGGAUUGCGAGCAAAACAGAAUUGACAAAAAUAUGCACACACACAAAAAUGCAAAGCAUGCAUAGAGGUAAUAAGAAGAUAAAGACUGAUCACCGUAUGCAAAGAGUUUGUAUAUAUUUGGCAUUCAAAAAUAAUGUAUAUGAUUUUCAUGUUUUCACAGUAUUUUGGUUGAGCUUAUUUUCCUUUAUUUUAAAAUAAAUCAUCCCUGGCUGAUCCCAGGCGCUCAUGCACAUGCAUCGGCUGCUUACAAACAAACUCCAGCAUUCAGAACAAACUGGCUUCACAUGCAAAUAAUAUUCACAAUAACAGUUUAUUGUAUC
Pungitius pungitius (ninespine stickleback) is the source of this 4782-nucleotide messenger RNA. RefSeq names its product calcium binding protein 5b (gene cabp5b). Gene Ontology annotation, molecular function: calcium channel regulator activity; calcium ion binding. NCBI's taxonomy places the organism in Eukaryota, Metazoa, Chordata, Actinopteri, Perciformes, Gasterosteidae. The transcript has 6 exons. Gene Ontology annotation, cellular component: cytoplasm. Bases 2499 to 3011 code for a protein of 170 amino acids. Gene Ontology annotation, biological process: regulation of voltage-gated calcium channel activity. The record is from RefSeq and is a predicted model, not a curated record.